AUGCAGUUGACCAAGAUAUUAGCGGCGGUGAUCCUGCCUCUUGUCGCUGUCGCUCAGGACACCGACUCGACCACCACCGCCACAUCCACCAUCACUCUCACCCGGACCAUUAAGCUCGCCAAGAUUGUCGCAACAACCACCUCGACAGUCUACAACACCACGUCGAGCUAUGCUCUGACGGGCACCGGUUCAUCUACCUACCUUCUCCCGACCACCACUGGUUCGCCGACGACAUCAACACCAUCCAUCAGCCCGUCGAUCGACCCCAACGCUGGCGUGGCUCUCAAUGCCGCAAACGUUGCGCUGGCUGGUGUCGCCGGUAUCUUUGUCGCCGCUCUGAUGUAA
Messenger RNA from Phaeoacremonium minimum UCRPA7, 345 nucleotides. RefSeq lists its product as hypothetical. The transcript has a single exon. Bases 1 to 345 code for a protein of 114 amino acids. NCBI's taxonomy places the organism in Eukaryota, Fungi, Ascomycota, Sordariomycetes, Togniniales, Togniniaceae. The record is from RefSeq and is a predicted model, not a curated record.